Molecule: messenger RNA, 1320 nt
Organism: Anoplopoma fimbria (sablefish)
Lineage: Eukaryota; Metazoa; Chordata; Actinopteri; Perciformes; Anoplopomatidae
Product: ankyrin repeat domain-containing protein SOWAHC-like
Exons: 2
Coding region: 1-1320 (439 amino acids)
Molecular function (GO): protein binding
Source: RefSeq, a predicted model, not a curated record
AUGGUUUUUACCUUCAACCCCCCCUACAGAAGGAAUGGUACGAAAAAGUUCCGGGUAUGUGGGAGUGAGCUGCACCUACCUGGCUCAGGUGACGGAAACGACAGCCAGCUGAGAGCUCCGCAUGUUUUCAACACUGCAAAAAAACAACCGGAGUCAGUCUGUGCAGGUGAGGAGGUGGACAGGAGCUCACCUGAGAUGGGGAACAGGGAGAGCUUUAAGAGGGAGAAGAGGGAGUCCGAGAAGGAGAAGAAGGAGCCUGAAAUACCAGACAUCUCAGUGACUAACGCCUCUCCUCCUCCUGCAGACGGAUCCAUGUUCAACCUGCCGGGACCUGAACAGACCGGCACUACAGGACAGUUAGACACAGGACAGGUAGACACAAGACAGGUAGACACAGGACAGGUAGAGGAGGAGGAGCAGGGUGAAGGCCCCAGCAGCCGCAGAGGCAGCCGUAAACACUUCCUGGAGGCCAUGAUGAGCAGCUCCCCCCAGCUGAGGAGGAGCAUGGUGAGGAGCUCCGUCUACCUGCCCUCCUCCAGGAGCGACGGCGACUCGGCCUCCCUGGUGUCCUCCAGCCCGGACGAGGACCGGACCUCGGCCACUCUGGACCCGCUGGAGCACGAGUGGAUGAUGUGUGCGUCUGACGGGGAGUGGACCCGCCUGAGCCCCCUCCUCCACACCGACCCCACCCUGGUCCUGAGGAAGGACUUCGUCACCGGGUUCACCUGCCUGCACUGGGCGGCCAAGUGGGGCGAGCCGGAGCUGAUGGCGCUGCUGAUCAACUUUGCCAAACGGCACGACGUCUCCGUCAGCGUGGACGUUCGGUCCAACGCCGGCUACACGCCGCUGCACGUGGCCGCCAUGCACAACCACAUGGAGGUGGUGAAGCUCCUGGUGGGGGCCUACGCCGCCGACGUGGAGGUCAGAGACCACAGCGGGAGGAAGGCCUGCCAGUACCUCACCGACAACGUGAGCGUGAACAUACGGGACAUCAUAGGAGCGUACGAGCGAUCUGACGCCAAGAAUGCCGACCGCAGGGACGGAGGCCGCUGGAGGUUCUCCAAGGUUCUCCAGAUGAACCUGAAGCCCCUCAGGCUCCUAGACCCCAACGGCUGCGACUCCGUGGACGGGGAGGUCCGACCCAGAGAGAAGGUCCUCAGGAGGAGGUCCUCACUCAGCAGGAUGAAGCCCAAACUGCAGAGGCUGCGCCUGAGGACGUCGCAGAUUGUCCACAGCACCACGUUCCGCGACACGGAGGAGCAGGAGGGAACCGGGAAGGGUUCCUUUAAGUCCAGACCCAAGACCCACUUCUUUGGGUGA